Molecule: messenger RNA, 2141 nt
Organism: Bursaphelenchus okinawaensis
Lineage: Eukaryota; Metazoa; Nematoda; Chromadorea; Rhabditida; Aphelenchoididae
Source: the annotation of a GenBank genome assembly
AUGUUUACUGGAUCUCCUGCUGCCAAAAGAGCAAGACUGGACUACGCUAAAAGUAACGAACUGUCGGAUAACUGCAAAGAUUACUUCUGUAAAUACUUUGUACUUCCUAAUUCGUCCCAUAUAAGGCUUCCAAAUCUUGUUAAGUUUAGAGUAAGUUCUUUAUAUUGUAUUUUUAAAAAACGCUUUCUGACACCGUGAAGCGAGGUGUGUCCUAGCAAUUUACCCCCUGUUUUUAUUUGAUAAAUUGAUGACAAGGAUUUUUCUAAGACGCAUGGUAAAGCGAUUUUGGCUAAAAUGCCGUUUUGGCAUUUUUAUACCGUUUUUUGACAUAAAACAGUUUAAAUUUUGUAAAAAUCCAAUAAUGCUCCAAAAGCUUUGAAAAUGUACAUGAACAGUCCUUGUCAUCGACUUAUCAAACAAAAACAGGGGAUAAAUUUCUAGGGCACACGGCCGUUUCAGGAUGCUUCACGGUCUCAGAAAUCGUACUUUAAAAUGAAAACUGAUUGUGAGUUCUUUUUGUUUAUGGUACAACGUAACAAGCUUUAUAAUGUGUGUAUAAUUUUUUUGUUUUAGAACGUAUCGAAAUCGACAAUUGCAUGCAUUAGACGUGUAAUUAUUGUCAAAUCUAUUGGAGUUUUUUGGAGACAAACAGUAGAUCUGACGCUGACGAUAAACGAUUACAAUUUCCGCAGUCCCACAAAUCCAGUAAGUGUUUAACAGUUUGUAGCUGUGACACAUUGUAUUUUUCCAGAAACUGUAGAAAGUUUAAACUUUCAUCUAUUCAGUGAUGUGAAUGUACACUCAUGGCAGAAGAUUUUCCGAAAUUUGAAAAGUAAGAAUUUUUCCUUUUUAUUUUUGUAAGGCAUUUUUGGUUUUACAUUUUAAAGAAAAUAUAAUUUUUAUAAUAUAUUUUUUACAGAAUGCUCUAAUGCUACUGCUAACAUAACAACUCAAAGAGGAACUCCCAACGUUUUUGUGCGCUACUGUUUGGAACAGCUUGCGCCGAUGUUAAACGGCGCAUUACUCAAUAGUUCCCGUGUCCUUCACAAUUUGCGGACCACAAGACCAUUCCAUUUGGCCGUCAUGAUGAGGCCCUAUCAAAAUUGUGAGUUUUGUUUUAGUUUUUGCAAAAUUAAAAAUUGAGAAAUCAAUAACCAAUAACCUUAAGUAAACAUUCUUUUUUAGAUUUGGCACCACUAUUUAAUACGACGGCGUAUGCUAUCAUAUGUAGUAAUUUACGUAUUGAAUCGUUUUGCGGGCAGCAAGAGUAAGUAUUACUACGUUAUUAUAUAUUGUACAUUGAACUAUUUUUAUAUUAAAAUGUAUAAAAAUACCAAUUUUUAAAGUUAUAUUUUUUAGUCUACCAGUUUCUGUGAAUUGUAAACAGUUUCAAUGUACUGUAAACUUGAAAGAAGGAUACAACCAACGGGUAUACGAUGAUGCUAUAGAAAAAGUUAAGCAUAGUAUGCCAAAUCUCAAAGACUUUCUGAUAGAAAGCUUAAUUUCGAGAACGGAAUUGGAAAAAUACAACGUAAGACAUUUUGUACAAGAUUGAAAAUUUUGUUUAAAUUUUAUUUGUAUUUUGUUUUAAUUGUCAAUUUAUUUUAGGAAAAUUGUAAACAAGUAGUGGAACACUUUUUAAAUGCCUCAGUUCCAACGAUACUCAAAAUAAUCAUUCAUGAGCCAAUGGAUCAUUAUACACUGAAGGCUGUUUUGCGAAGAACGUUUAAAAAUGGUAGAUUUAUUUACCGCCAUUGGCAUGAGGAAUUCGUCUUGACUAACAACAGCAACAAGGUGCAUUUUUGUUUGUUUUUUAAAAAAAAAUAUUUAUGCAUUGUAUAUAUAUUAUUGUAGUCUCAUCAACAUAUCAUUUUUACGGAACUUUCUUUUACAUUAUGGUUUUUAAUGCAAUAAACUUAAAAACUUAUAUUGAUUUACACCUCUGGUAAAUAUGAAAUAAUUGGAAGAAUUCAUUUUUUAAAACCAAAAGCCCAAGUUAUUUAACGAAAUUAGACCUGUAAAAAGAUAUUCCGGGCGCAAUUUGCGGUAAGAUUUUCUUCGGUUCGGCCUUUUAAAUAAACUCCUUAUAUUAAGAGCCGGGAUUUGUAUCGUACUGCUUCUACGCCUUAAAUAACCAAUAA